This is a messenger RNA of Penicillium macrosclerotiorum, 1590 nucleotides long. Its product is annotated as putative actin-related protein RO7. The transcript has a single exon. Gene Ontology annotation, biological process: microtubule-based movement. Bases 1 to 1590 code for a protein of 529 amino acids. The record is from RefSeq and is a predicted model, not a curated record. NCBI's taxonomy places the organism in Eukaryota, Fungi, Ascomycota, Eurotiomycetes, Eurotiales, Aspergillaceae.
AUGUCAGCAAAUUCAAGUUCACGAUACAAUCAAUCUGCACGGCCCUCGUCACCUCACACGCCCCAGCAGCAACUUCGGUCGGGCAAUACGUCGUUCGCCAGUACCACAUCACCAGGCUCCUCCUUUCGAAACGAAGACGAUGCGAUCAUAUUUGAGAUAGGCGCACGAUGGCUACGGGCUGGAUUUGAAGGAAAUUGUGCUCCGGCUUGUGUGUUAGGAUUUGGACCCGAGAAAUCAAGAAGAGCAGGGGACUAUCGUGGCUGGAUUCAGGGAGCUGCUGGGGUUAGCCCACCACCAAAACCUGUCACCCCUGAAGAAUGGGUACAGGAUUAUGAACUAUGGCAGCCAGACAUCCGCAACAUCGAUCUGGGCUUGGUGGAAGACAAGAUUGAACGCGUGUUCCGGGAAACCUACAACCAACACCUCUUAACGGACGCCGGGUCGUCCCGCCUAGUUUUGACUCUUCCAUCUCUCAUGCCACACCCAAUCCUAUCGUCAUUGCUUUCUACGCUGUUCAGUCGCUGGCGCUUUCCUAGUAUCACGCUUCUCCCGAGUGCGACCAUGUCGGCUACAGCCGCGGGCUUGCGGUCUGCUCUCAUAGUGGACCUAGGGUGGGCGGAAACCACGGCGACAGGUAUUUAUGAGUACCGGGAUGUCGUCACAAAGCGAAGCACAAGAGCGAUGAAGUCUCUCCUGCAGGAAAUGGGCCGGCUCCUCACAACCCUGAAAUCAAACGAGGAGCCUCAUGAUAUUACCGACGGUCAAAUUUCGGUGGGCCUUGCAUACUGCGAGGAAGUUGUCAGCCGAUUUUCGUGGUGCAAGUCGACGUCUGAAGAAGGCAACAAGCCAGAAGAGCUGGAAAGGACUAUCUUGAUUCCAUCUCCUACCAACCCGGAGCAAGAAUUUUGCGACAUCGCAUUCUCUCGUUUGGCAGAACCCGUUGAAAAGAUUCUCUUGGCGUCAGGAUUAGCAGAGCAUGAAUUGGAUGACGAUGAAACACCUAUUCCCCUACUUGUCUACAAUGCCCUCUUGGCUUUACCGCCCGAUUCUCGUGGAACAUGCAUGUCACGUAUCGUCUUCGUGGGCGGCGGAGCUCGAAUUCCGGGGCUGCGACAGCGAAUUCUGAAAGAAGUGUCUUUGUUAAUUCAACGGCAUGGAUGGAGUGCCAUCCGCGGCAAGGCCAUUGAACGACAACGCCGGCGAUUGGAAGACCUUCGUGUUUCAUCUCACAUCAACGGCGAGAAGCCGACAAACAGUGAUAAACCAUUCUCAGGCGAUGACGACAAGCCCGACCCUUCACAGGAGGAGCCUGAGAUUGAUUUCGUAGAGCAGAAGCUACGUCGUCAAAACAGGGACACGCCCGCUCCUGUCCACGGUAUUCUACGCGAAGUUGAAUCUCUGGGGGCCUGGGCAGGCGCUAGUCUAGUGACAAGCCUGAAGAUUCGUGGAAUGGUCGAGAUCGAGCGUGAGAAAUUCCUCCAGCAUGGACUCGCGGGAGCAACCCGCGACUUGGAUCAUCCUGUUCCCGAUCGUCGAUCUGGUCUGAGAGCUGGCGAUCGGUCGAGCUGGACUCUGGCAGGCUGGGCAUGA